This is a messenger RNA of Marchantia polymorpha subsp. ruderalis, 1626 nucleotides long. The record is from the annotation of a GenBank genome assembly. NCBI's taxonomy places the organism in Eukaryota, Viridiplantae, Streptophyta, Marchantiopsida, Marchantiales, Marchantiaceae.
UUUUAUAGCUGAUGUGAUCGGAUACUGAUGUUUUGCCCACAUCUUUUUCCCGCCUACAGCUGGAGCCUUGAUCGUUGGAAUUAUCUGCAGUAAUUGGAUCUAAUUAGACGUGGUUUAUACCAAUAACUGAAGAUUGGGAGAAAAAGCGAAAGGACAUGUUCUGGAUUCUAGUAGAUUCACAACAGCAAUUUCGCAGACGAAUAUCGCGUACUGGAUAGUCGUUGGUUGGUGGAAUGGCGCGCAUGUUCAUCAAGCUAGGGAGACAACAUCGUCGAGAAUGAGGAGGCACCAAAUACGUGACCGUCUAUCGAAUGGUUAGUAGAUGACAUAGUUGCUAGACCAACACGCAACCUAUGAUCGUUGGUUCGGACUGGUAUUGUCUCCAGGGAUUCGAGGUGGACAAAAUUAGUGGCCGGGUUGAUUUCUGAUCUAAGAAACCUUCGGAGGCAAUGGCCAACGCGGUAAUGUUUGCGGGCCCGAAGCUACAUACAGUAGCGUAUUCUGCUCAGUCUUCGCUACCCAUCUGUCCUGACAGUGAUGUCAUUUUCAGAAUCUCUCACGCAGGAUAUGCUCUGCAGACCUCCACAGAGAAUUUGGGCAAGAAGAAGCAUGGACUCAUUACUACACGAUUGUGCUGCUCCAGGUUCAAACGCCAAUCUCUCGCAAGUCGAGCAAUAUUUUGGAAUUCUGCCAGUGGCAGUGCCAAUAAUGGGAUCGACGUAGACAAAUAUCGAAGUAAGCUCGAGGCUUUACUUUACUGUGGGAAGUCAAUCCCAGAAGAGAAGAUUGAAAAACCAACUGGUCUGCCUUCGAAAGCCUUGCCUGUAGGGAACAAACCCAAGUGUACCAAUUGUGAAGCAAAAGGAGCUGUCGAAUGUUUGACUUGUGCGGGAAGUGGAUUAUAUGUCGACGCAGUGCUGGAAAGCCAGGGAGUCAUUGUCCGCGUUAGAUGCCUAGGUUGCGGAGGGACCGGAAGCACUAUGUGUUCAACAUGUUGGGGAAGAGGUCAUGUUUAAAGAUGCAGAAGUUUAAUCACUCCCACUUGAGCUGUGUGAGGAUGAGUGCAAGGUGCGGUAAUUUGAGUGCUUGUUUUGUAAAUAAAGUUAUCUCUCAGUCGAGCCCGCCUUCUACUUUGUUCAUUGUACAGAGUUUCGCUAUCGCCUCGUGAGCCCAUCACACAUGAUCAUGAGUGGACGGCCGGAGCUUACGACCAAGGAUAUUUGACGUUGUCCGUGUGCUUGAUGAAGGGUGUUUGCCUUUUUUUCAGUGAUGUACGAACAACCAGGUGGUUGGACAGUCGUUGAAGUAGUUAUGCUGUGACAAUUUUCUAGAUAUCCUGGAUGUUCGAUGAAGCUAAAAGAGUGCACAGAAAACAUCUUGAUGAAUGCUCACCUGCCCGUGGUAAAAGCAACUGGUUGACAUGUCUAAGCUGAAUCCGUUUUGAUAUUCAAAUGCUCAAACAUUAAUGUCAGGCUAGCCCCUUUGUGCGUCCAGAGUUGUUCUAGAAGAGUUAGAAGUUGAAGAAGGGCACUACCCUGGUCAUGUUUCCUGGAGAUGGACACAAUGUCUUAUCUAGCUCAUUUUGGGAUUUUACCCCUCGCAAUAAUACCGCAAACUUGUCAAACG